AGAGAUUUAUAGUAUGAUAAUAUAAACGCAUACAACUGUAAAUAUGUUAGUGUAUAAUUUAUCAGUAAUCAGAUUUUUAUGUUCAAUGUUUCACAUCAGUCGUGCUAGAAGUUAGUUCUGAGAGGUCUUUAGGUCAUAAAAUACGGCAAUACUAUUUUUUAAAAUAUAUUUUUUUCUUUUUUUUAUUAUAAAUAUAACGUUAAAAUAUAUUUUAAACGAAACAUAAUCAAAUCAAUUAAAUUAUUUGUUUUAAUAAGGAAACCUAAUAAUUUCAAAUAUUUAUAAUGUUUAUUUCAUUAGGACUAUGCUUUGCCAUUAUAUUUUAUUCCAAUGCACAAACUCUACACUAUGUUGUUGCAAAUAAUAAUAUAAUUAGUCAACAACAACAACAAUAUUUAGCUGUACAAAAUGAUUUACAAAGCAAUAUUAAUUAUAAUAAUUAUAUAAAUCGAACAAAUAAUAAUAACAAUAAUAAUGAAUUAAAUGAUAAACUUUAUAGUAAUAACAAUGAUAGAAAUUUCAAUAAUAAUGAUAGAAAUGAUGGUUUAUUAAUUCAAACUCAAGAAAAAAUACGUCAAAGAAUACCAGAAAAACAAUUUAAUGAACCAAUUGAUAAAAAUUCAUUUACAACUUCAAUACCACAAGGAUCUCCUGUUUUUGCAGAUUCUUUAGGUACCCAACAGAAUAUACCAGUGAAUGAUCGUUCUCCAGAAUCAGUACAACAACAACAAGAACAACAAAAACCGUUUUCUAAUAAUAAUAAACCGGAUUUACAAAAACCAAUAAUACAAGAUGAUUUUUCAGAUAUUUUAAAUUCAUAUCAAAAACCAAUAAUUCCAGAAUUCAUUCCAGAUUUUGUUACCAAUUCAGAAUAUAUAGGAGAUAGUUUUGAUUGGGCACUUUUAAAGCGUAUUUUAGCAAAGGAUUCAUCAAAAAAUAUAAUUAUAUCACCAUUUUCUAUUAAGUUAGUGUUAAGUUUAUUAUUAGAAGCUGCUGGUAACAAUACAGAUACACAAAAGGAACUUUUAAAUGUUUUGGGAUUAAAUGACAAAUAUAUUGAUGAUGUUAUUAAAAAUCAAAAUUUAUCCAAAUAUUGGAAUCGGACUAUUGAAGCAUUAUUGAAAAAAGAUGCCAGUUAUGAUUUGUUAUUUGGCUCACAAAUAUUUGCUGACAAUGUUGUUGAUCCAACAUAUAAAUAUAGGUCGAUACUUGAACGUUUUUACCAUACCGGUAUAGAAAUAUUACCAUUUAAAAAUUCUUCUGCUAGUGCUGACACUAUUAAUCUUUGGAGUGCUAAUGCUACAAAUGGACAUAUUAAAAAAAUUGUAACAGAGGAACAAUUGAAAAGUGCUGUUAUGUUAAUAUUAAAUGCAAUUUAUUUUAAAGGAAAAUGGAAAUAUAGUUUUGAUAAAGACGAAUCAUUUGUAGAUAAAUUUUAUUAUGAGGCUACAAAAUCAAAUAACGUUGAAUAUAUUACAAAACGUGAUUAUUAUAAUUUUAUGGAUUCAAGUAAUUUGGAUGCAAAAAUUAUUCAAAUACCAUAUGAGGGUGAUAGAUUUCAAUUAACAAUACUAUUACCAAGAUCUAAAGAUGGAAUAAAUGAGCUUAUACAUAACAUAAACCCAACAAUUUAUAAAAAUUUAGAAUGGAGUGCCGAUGAUGAGACAGAAGUUAAAUUAACAAUACCGAAAUUAAAUUUUGCAUAUGAAACAUCAUUAAAGGAUAUUCUAAUGUCGAUGGGGGUUCAAGAAAUAUUUAGUGAUCAAGCAUCUCUGGCUUUAAUUGAUAGAGGAGAACGUGUUAAAGGUGUAUUAAAGGUCAGUGACAUAUACCAAAAAUCUGGUUUACAACUCGAUGAAACUGGUACAAUAGCUUAUGCUGAAACAGUGGCUGCUAUUGAGAAUAAAUUUGGAGGCGGCAUAGAAGAUUUUAACGCAAAUCGGCCAUUUUUAUUUUUUAUUCAAGAUAUCAAAGAAAAGAAGAUUUUGUUUGCCGGAAAAAUUGUCAAUCCAUUACAAUAAGACAAUAAUAUUUUUAUAGUUUACAAUAAAAUCUACUUUUGUACUUAUGCGACUGAAUUAAGAAUAUGAAAAAUUUAUUAAAAUAAUCAAAAAUAAUUAUACAUAACUAUAUACCUUAAAUAAA
This is a messenger RNA of Condylostylus longicornis, 2145 nucleotides long. RefSeq names its product serine protease inhibitor 27A-like. The transcript is spliced from 10 exons. Bases 285 to 2021 code for a protein of 578 amino acids. Lineage: Eukaryota; Metazoa; Arthropoda; Insecta; Diptera; Dolichopodidae. The record is from RefSeq and is a predicted model, not a curated record. Gene Ontology annotation, molecular function: serine-type endopeptidase inhibitor activity.